Messenger RNA from Cylicostephanus goldi, 615 nucleotides. NCBI's taxonomy places the organism in Eukaryota, Metazoa, Nematoda, Chromadorea, Rhabditida, Strongylidae. The record is from the annotation of a GenBank genome assembly.
AUGAUCAGGUUCUAUAUGAAUUUGGUUUCCGAUUUCAAAAUAAUCAUCAGCGAUAUAUUGCAGGUGGAUCUCAUGAUUUGUGUACAUAUGGUUUCGGCCUCGGGAACCAUCGGAGAGCUCGUUUGCCGCUCUCCUCGGAAGUUGGAGGCUUUUGUUAGCACAGGGGACGUCUUCUUGCGCCCUGGAUACUAUAUCGUCAUAUGCCAUAGUCUGUCUACAUUGGGAUCGCGAAAGAUUCAAGGAUUUUUAGCCAUUCAUAGCUCCAAGCCAACUUUUGCUGAUAUGGUGCCUUGCUCUUCGGCAUUGUACACGGAUUCACUGGUUCAACUCGCUUUGAAGGAAGGGAGACUCCAUAGCUCUUUAAAUGGUGUAUACCCUCGCUACAUAACAGAAGAUUUUUCUGGUUUAUUGUUAAUGGUGGAUAAUGUUCUGGAGGAUAUGUAUGUGCAUGUAAAAGUUGAAUGUUCUAACUCCAUAAAUGUGCUGUCGUCACGAGGGACUUUGGACGUUGCAGAUUCUAUCCCACCACUUAGUCGACAGGUAUUUCAAGAGCUUGGUGUUUACAUUGUUUCUAGAUCUCAUAUUUUAGAUUGUGAUGAUUUUGACACAUUUUGA